AUGUCCCUGUUUUUCACCGGAGGCAUGUUUUCAUUCAUUGGACCAACCACAUUCCAGGUGAUGACUUUUCUGAUCAACCUGAUCAACUCCCUUUUCCUUCUCCCUCGUCCACUGCGGCAUACAUUCGACCAUGUGAUGAACAAAGAACUCGGACUGGGUUAUAACCAUUUGUAUCGCGGGAUGUUGAAUAAUCAAAUCAACGGAUACGGCGGCGAAACUCUAUUGGGCAGAUGCUACAGAAACUGUAAACGGGCGUUGGGCCCUGAACGGUUUCUUGUUAGACAGUUGUGCUACCUAUUUUUAAGUGCCAUCCCAAUUAUCGGCCCCAUCAUUGUUAUUUUCCUAAAAGCAGCAAGAGCAGGCUUUACACGUCACUCCAGGUACUUCCAACUCAAGGGGUACUCAAGAGCGCAAACGAAUUACCUCUGGCACAAAAAUAGGCACCUCUACUUCACGUUCGGUCUGGUUGCACUGUGUCUGGAACAGAUCCCUGUAUUGAAUAUCUAUUUGGCUUUCACAAACUACACAGGCGCAGCACUAUGGGCUGUUGAUGUCGAACGACAGCUAGCCAGUCUCGAGUUUGAGGCUUCUAUGGAAGAGUCUUUCUCACGAAAGCUAUGA
This is a messenger RNA of Ogataea philodendri, 621 nucleotides long. RefSeq lists its product as uncharacterized. The coding region runs from base 1 to 621 and encodes 206 amino acids. The transcript has a single exon. Gene Ontology annotation, cellular component: prospore membrane; lipid droplet; ascospore wall. NCBI's taxonomy places the organism in Eukaryota, Fungi, Ascomycota, Pichiomycetes, Pichiales, Pichiaceae. The record is from RefSeq and is a predicted model, not a curated record.